UGGCGGCUGAUCUAGGUCCGCACCUUUUCCGGUAACACAGCCCCGCCACCGCUGUGCCUGACUGAACGGCUGGAGACACAGAGGGAGGAAGACAAAUCGAGAGCGGCAAGAGUGGGGGAGAAACGGCCCGGGGGACUGGGGAAUGGUCGCCGCAGACGCAGGGGGAAGAGAAGAAAGUCGGAUCAAUCAAUGACCGUUUGAGCGCUCCUCCUGUGGAUAUCCCGGUACUGAAGCGGACCGAGAAGGCUCUGAAUUGUCGCCGCCUUUUAGCGAAGAAAAUCGGCCUGCUUCGAAAUUCAUCAAGGGGUAAUAGGCUAAGUGUGGACAGCCGGCGGCCAAGAAGGAAGUGGGAUCCUCCGGCUUGGCCUGUGCCUGAUUAAUAUCGUCCUCUUUUGGUUGAAAGAACUACUUAAACCAGACUCUGCUCGGUCACCUGGUUGAAAAAGGAUCCUGUAAGCAGAGCCAACCAAUUAUUUUCAGGAUUUUUGGAGGAAGUGUGUGAUCUAAGCAGACUUUGAAAGAAGGGAAUGUCGUUUUUUCUUCUUACAUUGGAGGGCUGUGGAUCAUUAAAAUAUAUCCCCACCCAAAUUUAGGAAAGCUCAGCAUGAACUGUCCCCUCUGAUUGCUCAGGCCAGAUUACCUCAUUCAAACUAAUUGUACUGUAAAGACUUGAAAGUCACUGCCUUUCAGAUUUUUGACACUUGUGUCAAUCCAGUGUCAUCACGUGUGUAGCUUCACAUUGAACCUGGAAAAUCUCUGGUGUCAUAAAAACAAACUUUCCUCUAAUUAGAUUUUUUUCUUCUUCUGACGAAGUAUUUAUGCACAGUAAACAAGAUGGGGAAGAUGCUGUCAAAGAUUUUUGGAAACAAGGAGAUGAGAAUAUUGAUGCUUGGACUUGAUGCUGCUGGGAAAACAACCAUCCUGUACAAGCUGAAACUGGGACAGUCAGUCACCACUAUCCCCACAGUGGGGUUCAACGUGGAGACCGUCACCUAUAAGAACGUGAAGUUCAACGUGUGGGACGUUGGUGGCCAGGACAAGAUCCGGCCUCUCUGGAGACAUUACUACACAGGCACGCAGGGCCUCAUUUUUGUGGUGGACUGCGCCGACAGGGACCGGAUCGACGAAGCCAGGCAGGAGCUCCACCGGAUCAUCAACGACCGGGAGAUGAGGGAUGCCAUCAUCCUGAUCUUCGCCAACAAGCAGGACCUCCCGGACGCCAUGAAGCCCCACGAGAUCCAGGAGAAGCUGGGCCUGACCCGGAUCCGGGAUAGGAAUUGGUACGUUCAGCCCUCGUGCGCGACAACAGGGGAUGGACUAUACGAGGGCCUGACCUGGCUUACCUCAAAUUACAAAUCCUAAUGUUCCCUCCACCCACCAGCCUGGACUUUUCGAGACACACAAAAGUAGCAGAGAAUGAAACCAGAAAAAAAGGAUGCAAUUUGAAGCAGUUAAUUCAAUGAUCUCUUUGCUUAGUAUGUAUUAAAGAGAGAUUUACUUAUUGGUUUAUUUUUCGUUUUGAUAAUUACUUCACUUUAAUCCCAAAUUUUCAGUUAAGCAAAAAAAAAGUGUUUUAUUUUUAUUUUUAUUUAGUUCUCAGUCUGUGUAAUCAGUUCUGUUAAUGUACACAUCUUACUUUUGUGCUCUUACUGCAUUUGCUUUUGUUUCCCCCUUAUUAUUUUAUUGUUUCUUUUAGGGAGCUUACCUGAAUGGUGGCGCCCCAACUUAGCUCUUGUUCUGGACUCUCACAACCCAGCUACAUAUCCAAAGGACGGGAAAGUCCAGAAACCAUUUCCUAGAUCAGCAUAUCACUUUCAAGGCUCAAAAAAUGCCUGUUGUAUGUAAGAAUGUGUACCUUGGAUGUGUUUGGACCUUAACAAACUUCAACUGAUUGUACUGGGAUGAAUGAGAUGUGGAAGUUCCUCUCUCCUGUGCAGUGAUUCCAUCCAUCCAUAAUGUCUAAUGUGGACACUGGAUUUUCACACACUGUGAUAUGGUUAUAUAUAUAUAUAUAUAUAUUUGGUUGUUUCAGGGUCAGGAUCUGUUACCACCAUUCUCAUCAUCUCCACUCUUGUUUCUCUCAGAGCUUCCGUUAAGUGUUUGUAGUUUCAGCUGCCUUAGGACGGACCAGGGUUCCAGGUGACCCCUGAAACUGAGACAGUCACAACGGCGAAGGGUAUUCUCAGCCGCUGAGUUUGCACUUUGAAGGAGAGAAGGAGGGGGGUGAGCAACUUGCUGGCCGUGCAUAUUUUUAAUUUUCUUUAACUGACUUUUGGACUCCAGGUUUAAGGAGUUCUCAACCCCCCCACCACCUCCAAAACAGGUGCUUCUUUACUUUUGUUUUUGUUUUAAACAUCACCAGCUCGUUUUAGGUCCUGCAGCCAAUUCUUAUAAUAGUUUUAAAUCAUAUUGCUGUUUAAUUCUCCCCCCCCCCCUUUUUUUUUUUUCUUAUGCUAUGCUGUUCAAAUAAUAAAAGAAAUGUAUAUCCAGA
Girardinichthys multiradiatus is the source of this 2491-nucleotide messenger RNA. It is a transcript of the gene arf6a, whose product is annotated as ADP-ribosylation factor 6a. Lineage: Eukaryota; Metazoa; Chordata; Actinopteri; Cyprinodontiformes; Goodeidae. The transcript has 2 exons. Bases 835 to 1362 code for a protein of 175 amino acids. Gene Ontology annotation, biological process: intracellular protein transport; vesicle-mediated transport. Gene Ontology annotation, cellular component: cytoplasm. The record is from RefSeq and is a predicted model, not a curated record. Gene Ontology annotation, molecular function: GTPase activity; GTP binding.